This is a messenger RNA of Manis pentadactyla (Chinese pangolin), 4477 nucleotides long. It is a transcript of the gene LDLR, whose product is annotated as low density lipoprotein receptor. The record is from RefSeq and is a predicted model, not a curated record. The coding region runs from base 152 to 2734 and encodes 860 amino acids. Gene Ontology annotation, molecular function: calcium ion binding; protein binding. The transcript has 18 exons. Lineage: Eukaryota; Metazoa; Chordata; Mammalia; Pholidota; Manidae.
CCUCCCCCUUUUGGGAACCCUCACAUUGAAAUGCUGCAAAUGACUGGGGCCCCGCAUGCAGUCGCCACCGGGCCGCGCGAAGCCCGGGAUUCCAGCGCGGACACUGCGGACAGCAGCCCGGGCGGGGGCGUAGCCGGCGGAGGCUGCGAGAAUGAGGAGCGUAGGGUGGGCGGUCGCACUGCUUUUCGCCGCGGCGGGGGCUGCAGUGGAAGACAUAUGUCAGAGAAACGAGUUCCAGUGUCGAGAUGGGAAAUGCAUCUCCUACAAGUGGGUCUGCGAUGGGAGCGCUGAGUGCCAGGAUGGCUCUGACGAGUCCCAGGAAACAUGCAUGUCUGUCACCUGCAAGUCAGGCGACUUCAGCUGCGGGGGCCGUGUCAACCGCUGCAUUCCUCGGUUUUGGAGAUGUGAUGGCCAGGUGGACUGCGAGAACGGCUCCGACGAGCAAGACUGUGCUCCCAAGACGUGCUCCCCCGACGAGUUCCGCUGCCAUGACGGCAAGUGCAUUGCCCAGGUUUUCGUCUGCGAUUCGGACCGGGACUGCCUGGACGGCUCCGACGAGGCGCUCUGCCCAGAGCCCACCUGCGGCCCUGCCACCUUCCAGUGCAACAGCUCCACCUGCAUCCCUGAGCUGUGGGCCUGCGACGGUGACCCCGACUGCGAGGACGGCUCCGACGAGUGGCCGCAGCACUGUGGGGACCGGGACCCGGCCUCCCCCCGAGGCGACAGCAGCCCCUGCUCCGCGCUGGAGUUCCACUGCCGCAGCGGCGAAUGCAUCCACUCCAGCUGGCGCUGCGACGGCGACUCCGACUGCAAAGACAAGUCGGACGAGGACCGCUGCGCUGUGACUACAUGCCGGCCGGAUGAGUUCCAGUGUUCCGACGGGACCUGUGUCCACGGCAGCCGGCAGUGUGACAAGGAAUACGACUGUGAGGACAUGAGUGACGAGGUUGGCUGCAUCAAUGUGACUGUGUGCGAGGGCCCCAACAAGUUCAAGUGCCACAGUGGCGAGUGCAUCCCCCUGAACAAAGUGUGCGACUCAGUCAGGGACUGCCGGGACUGGUCGGAUGAGCCCCUCAAGGAGUGUGGGACCAACGAGUGUCUGGACAACAAGGGUGGCUGCUCGCACAUCUGCAAUGACCUCAAGAUUGGGUACAAGUGCUUGUGUCCAGGGGGCUUCCAGCUGGUAGACGAGCGAAGAUGUGAAGAUAUUGAUGAGUGUCAAGACCCUGAUGCCUGCAGCCAGAUCUGCGUGAACACUGAGGGCGGCUACAAGUGCGAGUGUGAGGAGGGCUUCCAACUGGACCCUCUCACCAGAUCCUGCAAGGCCGUAGGCACCAUCGCCUACCUCUUUUUCACCAACCGCCACGAGGUGAGGAAGAUGACCCUGGACCGCAGCGAGUACACCAGCCUCAUUCCAAACCUGAAGAAUGUGGUUGCCCUGGACACGGAGGUGGCCAGCAACAGAAUCUACUGGUCCGACCUGUCCCAACGGAAGAUCUACAGCACCCAGAUCGACAGAGAUCCCAGCUUCUCCUAUGACACUGUCAUCAGUGAGGACCUCCAGGCCCCCGAUGGGCUGGCCGUGGACUGGAUUCAUGGCAACAUAUACUGGACUGACUCCAUCCUGGGCACCGUCUCCGUGGCUGACACCAAGGGCAUGAAGAGAAAGACCCUCUUCAAAGAGAAAGGCUCCAAGCCCAGGGCCAUCGCGGUGGACCCCGUUCACGGCUUCAUGUACUGGACAGACUGGGGGACCCCUGCCAUGAUCAAGAAAGGGGGUCUGAAUGGCGUGGACGUUUACUCGCUGGUGACAGAGGACAUCCAGUGGCCGAAUGGCAUCACCCUGGAUCUUUCCGGUGGCCGCCUCUACUGGGUGGACUCCAAGCUCCACUCCAUCUCCAGCAUUGAUGUCAAUGGAGGGAACCGGAAGACCGUGUUGGAGGACAAGAAAAAGCUGGCGCACCCCUUCUCCUUGGCCAUCUUUGAGGAUAAAAUAUUUUGGACGGAUAUCAUCAAUGAAGCCAUUUUCAGUGCCAACCGCCUCACGGGCUCGGACAUUAAUUUGGUGGCAGAAAACCUGUUGUCCCCGGAGGACAUUGUUCUUUUCCACAACCUCACACAGCCGAGAGGGGUGAACUGGUGUGACAGGACCACCCUCCACAAUGGUGGCUGCCAGUACCUGUGUCUCCCGGCCCCGCAGAUCAAUCCCCGCUCGCCCAAGUUCACCUGUGCCUGUCCUGAUGGCAUGCUGCUGGCCAAGGACAUGAGGAGCUGUCUCCCAGAGACUGAACCUAUGGUGACCCCCCAGGGGCCCUCCACAGUCAGGCUGGCGGCCAGCUCAACAGCUGGGAGGUUCACGGUCAGCUCCACGGCCAUGGUGGGGAAGGACACAGCCAGCCCAUGGUCCGGGGCCAGCCCUGAGCUCACCACAGCUGAGAUGGUGACGCUGUCCCAUCAAGCAUCCCUGGGUGACAUCGCCAGCAGAGGAGGCGAGGAGAGGCCCAGCAGAGUGGGGGCUCUGUACAUCGUGCUGCCUGUAGUGGUGCUUGUCCUGCUCUGCUUCGGGACCUUCCUCCUCUGGAAGAAUUGGAGGCUUAAGAGCAUCAACAGCAUAAAUUUUGACAACCCCGUGUACCAGAAGACCACGGAGGAUGAGGUCCACAUCUGCCGCAGCCAGGACGGCUACACCUACCCCUCGAGACAGAUGGUCAGCCUGGAGGAUGAUGUGGCCUGAGCCGCUGCCUGGGGCCCUGGUCCUCCCCGGGGACCGUGGCCGGUCACAGACAGGAAGAACACUUUCUCACCUGACCCUUCCUGAGACCUCACCACCCUCCUGUUUCGUGCAAACCAACCAAAAGCACCAUGGUGGCUGCGGCCUGAGUGCCGGCAGCCCCGAGGCCUGUCUGCCAGAGCUUUGUUUUAUAUAUUUAUUAGUCUCAGAGGGAGGACGGGCUUCCAAUGAUGCUCAUGGAACAGGUUUGGGUUGGGAUUUUUUCUUUCUUUAUGUAUGAUGCCAAGGAGGGGAAGGCUGGAUGAGCUGGGGGGGGCGCUUCUGCCUUCUCCAGGGACGACGGACUUCACCCUGAGGGACGAACUGGUGGAGGGACGUGGAGUGAGAGAAAGCAGUGGCUUUGAACACAGGUCUCAGGGCAGUUGCUGAGCCCCUUUCUGGAGUCCAAGCCCCCAAGCUCAGUAGUCAAUGUGUUUACCUCUGCUCUGCUGGACGGCCAGUCAGCUUUUGCUCAGCCAUCCCCAGUUCAGGAUCAAACUCGGGUUUGCUAAGCCAGGUUUGUGCCUUUCUCUUAAACCAGGACAAAGCCAGGUUCGUGCCCUUCCCUUAAACCAGGAAGGGGACCCUGGCCUUGGCACUGGCACGGCUGAAUCCAGCAUGCGGGGCUUGGGGCCUACCCAUUCAUGCACCAAGACCUCCGUGGCUCCCAGGGAAAGCCUGAGCCCCCGGUUGCCCUUAAUGUCGUAAGUGCCUGAGAUGCCCUGCUACCCUGUGUGUGAAGACAAGCAGCCUCCAACAGCGUCCUUCAGACCCCUGUGGCUGUCUGGACCCCGGCCCCGGGCCCCACCUCUGGCCCCUUCCAUGUCCCUUUGCACUUUUCGAGUUCAGGGUUGUACAUUGUGUAAAGUCAAUCUUGGUGUUAUUAUUUUGCACUGUUUUCCUUUAGGGUUGGGGUGGGCUCCCAGGCUGGACAGGGCCCCUGUGGAGGAACGUUCUGAGGGCCUUUCUCCCAGCGCCUCAAAGCCAGCAUCAUGACUGUCUGGCUAGUGUUUCCAUUUCUAUGCAGAUGCCCCAUCGAUUUCCUUGACAAGGUGCUCGUGGGUAAUGGGUGCCCAUCUGAAACAUGCGUGGGGUUUCGGCGCCAGUAGGAUGUCUCCUGGGCUUGGUCAUUUUAUGGAACGUAGUAAACGACAAUUCUUUCUGAAAUGAUUAUGUGUGUUGUCGCACUUAAACCAAAGAGACAGUGGCGGCAGCCUCCCGUGGAUUCCUGCCCGAAGACAUCGGAAGGAAUUGCUGGCUGUUAACGACUGUUUGCCACACAACCACAAAACGCUGUGUCCCGCCCUGUGGGAAACUGAAAGCCUUGUCUGUUUCUGAAGCAUGUAAAUACACCCCUGUGCAGAGACGCAGGGGCUUUUUGUUGUUUGCACUUUGUAUAUUUGUUGAAACAUAAAUCACUUAUAGGUAUGGAAAAAGGUCUAUUUAUUUUGGCAAACCCUGGUUGCUGCAUUUGUUCGGUGACCCCUCUGGGGGGCGCUCUGCACUGGGGGAAGUUGUCUCUGAGACACCUUGUCCUUCUGUACAAAGAUUAUUCCCGCAGGCUGUGUGCCUCAUUCUUCAGGAGAAUAGUGCCCGUGUUGUAUAUAUGGGUUGCUUUGGGGGAAUGGGUAUCACUUUUUAAACCACUGUAUAGAAUGUUUUUAUAGCCUGAAUGUCACUGUGAUGAAAUUAAAUUUGUAAAUGAAC